AUGAGGCCCGCCCCCCCCGCCGACGGCGGGGAUGCGAAGCCCGAAGGCGCCGCGGCCCCCAAGGACACCCCCAAGAAGAAGAAGAAGUUCUCCUUCAAGAAAUCCUUCAAGCUGAGCGGGAUCUCGUUUCGGAAGAACAAGAAAGAAGCCGGGGACUCCUCCGGGUCCUCUCCCACGGAGGACCAAGGCAAGGCAGAGGCCAAGGGAGAGGCGAACCCCGCUGGCUCGGGCAGCGGGACCGAGCCGUCGGCUCCCCCCGAGGAGGGGACAGCGGAGGAACCGGGGAGCGGCGGGGAGAGCAGCCCUGCCGAUGAUGAUGGGCAGCAGGGAGCCGAGCCCAAGAGGGAGGAUGCAGAAGCAGAAGGCAAGGAGGAAGAGAAGCAGCAGCCGGGGGAAAGCCACGGGGAUCGAGCCAAACCAGAGGAGCCCUCAAAACCCGCGGGGCCUGAGCCUGCAACAGCUCCGGCGGCGGCGGAGCAGAAGGAAGAGUAG
Nipponia nippon (crested ibis) is the source of this 492-nucleotide messenger RNA. NCBI's taxonomy places the organism in Eukaryota, Metazoa, Chordata, Aves, Pelecaniformes, Threskiornithidae. The record is from RefSeq and is a predicted model, not a curated record.